Molecule: messenger RNA, 2532 nt
Organism: Aureobasidium melanogenum CBS 110374
Lineage: Eukaryota; Fungi; Ascomycota; Dothideomycetes; Dothideales; Saccotheciaceae
Exons: 1
Coding region: 1-2532 (843 amino acids)
Biological process (GO): mitotic DNA replication checkpoint signaling; DNA repair; DNA damage checkpoint signaling
Molecular function (GO): chromatin binding
Source: RefSeq, a predicted model, not a curated record
AUGGCGCAAGGCCGCCCCCGCCGAAAGAACCCCGUCUUGUCGUCCUCGGACGAUGAAGACGACCCCGUUCCGACAAUCCAUGAAGAAGAGGCGCCUGCACACGCUGAGGCAACCGAGACCAAGCAUGUUAGACCAUCGCGAUCCAAAGCCAAAGCUUUAACCUCGACCUCGAUCUCGACCACGACCAACGUCGCCCAUUCUCCCACCAAACCACGACAGACUCGUCAGCCCAAGAAAUCGGCCAUCGAAGCACAACCCAAACGUGCAAACAAGUCCAUCUUCUCCUUCUUCAAUCCCUCCGUGCAGCGCCAGCAGGCCUCAUCUCAAGACUCGCCAAGUCCACCAGCCUCGGCCAACCCUGACUUGAAAGAACUGGAUAUUGAGGAUGACAUUUCAGCCGACGAUGCUACACUGUCGCAACCAUCCCAGAUUGCUCAAACUAUACGCAAGAGAAAAUUGAUCAAGGAUGACACUGCUGAUACCAACCGAGAUGGCCUUCCUGCGCCCUCACAGAAGUUUCGCAAAGUCUCUGGAGGAACUAGACUUUCUACAAACUCGACUUCUCAUUCGAUCGACACUAGGCCGUGGACCCAACGCUUUGCUCCUGUCGACUUGUCCGAGCUUGCUGUGCACAAAAGAAAAGUUACAGAUGUUCGCAAUCUUUUAGAUUCCGCUCUGUCCGAUCGCCCAAGGCCGAGAUUGAUCAUUUUGAAAGGUGCCGCCGGGACUGCCAAAACAACCACCGUCAACCUUCUGGCAAAAGAGAUGGGCAUUGACAUAAUGGAGUGGAAGAGUCCAGUAGGCACCGACGCUGCGAGCAGUGCUUUCACGUCGUAUUCGAGCCAGUUUGAGGAUUUUGUUUUCAGAAGCGGCAAAUUUGCCGGUCUUGACCUGGUUCGUAGCGAUGGUACAGCCCAGCCAGCUCUUGCUACCACCGACAAUCAGUCCAAACAGAUCAUGCUUGUCGAGGAAUUUCCCAAUACUUUUUCCAAAUCUUCUCCUGCUCUGCAGAUUUUCAGGGACACCAUUUUGCAAUACCUCGCCGCCCCGGCAUCAUCGAAUCCUACACCCAUGGUUAUGGUCAUUUCAGAGGCCCUGCUCUCAACCACAACUGCAUCCGCUGACAGUUUCACUGCUCAUCGCUUGCUCGGUCCUGCAAUUCUAAACCACCCACAGACAGCCUCGAUCGAGUUCAACGAUAUCGCUCCCACAAUUCUGACGAAAGCCUUGGACGCGAUUGUGACAAAAGAAUCUCGAAAGUCAGGCAGGCGUUUUGCACCUGGUCCUGGUGUGCUCAAGCACUUGGCCGAGACUGGUGACGUUCGAAGUGCGGUCUCCUCCCUCGAAUUUUUGUGUCUUGCUGGCGAUGACAGCGGCGCUUGGUCAUCGAAGGUCGCUUUCACAAAGCCCAAAAGUCGUGUGGAGGCUUCUUUGACUAAACAAGAACAAGAAGCUCUGAAGCUGAUUAGCAACCGUGAGAGCAGUCUUGGGAUCUUCCAUGCCGUUGGUAGGGUUGUGUACAACAAGCGUGUUAACCCCACUAGCCCUGUGCCUCAGCCUCCGACAUAUUUUCCACAACAUCGAAAGCCGAAAGUACCAGAGCACGAUCCUAACAGUCUGAUUGAUGAAGUUGGCACCGACACAUCAACGUUCGUUGGAGCACUACAAGAGAAUUAUGCCUUGUCUUGUUCAUCCUCAUCGAGCGAAGAUGCCUUGGACUCACUCAAUGGCUGCAUAGAUGCUCUAUCCGACUUUGACAUGCUAUCUUGCGAUCGCUUUGGUUUCGGCACACGGAUGUCUUCCGGUUCUGCCCAGGACAACCUUCGGCAAGAUGACAUUUCCUUUCAGACUGCCAUUCGUGGUGUUUUGUUCUGGCUGCCAACUCCAGUUAACCGGCUAGCAGGCUUGCCACGAGGAGCCAAGCGCGGUGAUGAGUUCAAAAUGUUCUUUCCCUCGGCUUCCAAGUUGUGGAAGGAAAAGGAGGAAUUUGAGAGCACAUUAGAGCGUGUGACGACGACAAUUCACGACUUGGCAACUGGCUCGAGUUCGGGUUUGACCUCCGCAAGCACAGAAGGUGUGGCCGCAUGGAAGCGCCAACAGGCAACAGACGCAGCUCCAGACGGUGAUGCAGAUCUAGACUUCACAACUGCGCCUCUUUCGAACACCCUUUUGAGCUCCAGUGCAAAAACCGAGCUGCUGCUUGAGCGGCUACCCUACGCCUCACAGAUAUUGCCUCGCCAGAAGGACAUACCGGCAUACCUCAUCUCUAAGAUCAAUAGCCUGACUCGUAUCUCUGCCCAGAACUCUGCAUCCGUUACUCUUGACGACGCAGCUCUGGAUGCAGUAGAGGAUAAUGAAGUCGGUCUUCAGCAGUCGGAAUGGACUGAUCGUCCAGAUGCAGAGUCUGCUAUCACGAGAACAGGCAAGAAACAGGAUAGCCACAAAGGUAAACCUGAGGGUGGUGGACUGCACAUACCAGUGGAGCACGCAGUAGAGAAGCUUGUGCUCAGCGAUGAUGAUAUUGAGGAUUGA